Cololabis saira (Pacific saury) is the source of this 978-nucleotide messenger RNA. RefSeq names its product isoamyl acetate hydrolyzing esterase 1 (putative) (gene iah1). Gene Ontology annotation, molecular function: hydrolase activity, acting on ester bonds. The coding region runs from base 93 to 824 and encodes 243 amino acids. The transcript is spliced from 6 exons. The record is from RefSeq and is a predicted model, not a curated record. NCBI's taxonomy places the organism in Eukaryota, Metazoa, Chordata, Actinopteri, Beloniformes, Belonidae.
AGCAUUUAACUUGCUGUAUCUCGUUUUUCUGCGGAUUUAUUGUGUCGCGUCAUUUUCCGUACUUCCGUCGGGAACUGUGGACGGACUUCAUCAUGUCAAAAUACACCCCAAUACUUUGGCCUAAAGUUAUUUUAUUUGGCGACUCAAUAACACAGUUUUCUUUUCAAGGCAGCGGCUGGGGAGCAGAAAUUGCUGACAAGCUUCAAAGAAAAUGUGAUGUCGUAAACAGAGGACUGUCUGGCUACAACUCCAGAUGGGCCAAGAUUGUUCUUCCUCGCUUCAUUAGCAGCCAAAACUCCACAGACAACGUCAACAUAAAAGCUGUUACUGUCUUCUUUGGAGCCAAUGACUCUGCACUGGAGGAUAAGAGCCCACAGCAGCAUAUACCUCUGCAGGAGUAUUCAGAGAACCUGAAGGAGAUCCACCGGUUUCUGAGCUCAGCUGGUGUGUCAGCAGACAAAGUUAUCUUUAUCACUCCCCCUCCUAUUCAUGAGCCAGCCUGGGAGAAAGAGUGUAUGUUAAAAGGAAGUCCUCUCAAUCGCCAUAACUCUGUGGCAGGUCAGUACGCCCAAGCCUGUGUCCAGGCAGCCGGUCAGUGUGGUUCAGAUGUCCUUGAUCUCUGGACUCUCAUGCAGAAAGAUGGACAAGACUACACCGUCUACCUGUCUGAUGGGCUGCACCUCUCAGAAAAGGGAAACAGCUUUGUGGCUCAGCAGCUGUGGGGACUGCUGGAGAGCCGCGUAGCUGAGCUGCCCUUCAUCCUGCCUUACUGGGGAGACGUAGACCCCAAGUCCCCAGAGAGUAGCCUCCUCUGCAACCAGUGAGGGAAGGACCCUCGUUCUGAAAACAUUUGAACCUGCCAGACUGGACAUCAUGCACAUGGUCAUACUAGAGCUGUAAUACAUUAUACAGUAAAUCAAAUGGAAGACUGUGUUGACAAUUAAAAUGCACAAUAAAGAUUUUUUUAUUAACUUGAAA